GGCGGGGCUUGGCGGGCAGCGGGAGUCCGUGGUUAGCAGCAGCCGUCAGAUCAGAGCCGAGCCGCGGGGAACUGUAGCUGUCAACAGCCGACUGCAACUUCACUGCCAAGAUGUCUGACGACGAGAAAGAGCAGACCAUAGCAGAGGACCUGGUUGUCACCAAGUACAAGAUGGCUGGUGACAUCGCCAAUCAGGCUCUUCGCCUGGUUGUGGAAACAGCCAUGCCCGGGGUGUCGGUGCUCAGCCUAUGUCAGAAGGGGGAUGCCUAUAUCAUGGCUGAGACUGGAAAGGUUUUCAAGAAGGAAAAGGAAAUGAAAAAAGGAAUUGCGUUUCCCACCAGCGUCUCAGUCAAUAACUGUGUUUGCCACUUCUCUCCCCUGAAGAGUGACCCUGACUACACACUUAAAGAUGGGGAUCUGGUCAAAAUAGAUCUAGGGGUUCAUGUCGAUGGCUUCAUUGCCAACGUUGCCCACAGCUUUGCGGUGGGAGCCAGUAAGGAGAACCCCAUCACAGGCAAGAAAGCUGAUGUAAUCAAAGCGGCCCAUCUGUGUGCAGAAGCAGCUCUUCGCCUUGUUAAACCUGGAAGCCAGAACUCUCAAGUGACAGAAGCCUGGAACAAGAUCGCCAAGUCGUUCAAAUGCACACCGAUAGAGGGUAUGCUGUCUCAUCAGCUAAAGCAACACGUCAUCGAUGGGGAGAAAACCAUCAUUCAGAACCCAUCAGACCAGCAAAGGAAGGACCAUGAGAAGGCAGAGUUCGAGGUACAUGAAGUGUAUGCUGUGGACGUCUUGAUUAGCACCGGAGAAGGGAAGGCUAGAGAUGCAGGUCUAAGGACCACCAUUUAUAAGAGGGACCCCAGUAAGCAGUACGGCUUAAAGAUGAAAACUUCCCGUACCUUCUUCAGCGAGGUGGAACGACGCUUUGAUGCCAUGCCCUUUACUCUUCGGGCGUUUGAGGAUGAAGCCAAAGCCCGACUGGGUGUGGUGGAGUGUGCCAAACACGAAUUGCUUCAGCCCUUCAGUGUGCUACACGAGAAAGAGGGAGAGUGUGUAGCUCAGUUUAAGUUCACGGUGCUGCUGAUGGCCAACGGGCCUCACAGAAUCACCAACGGGCUCUUCGAUCCGGAGCUCUAUAAGUCAGAGCAUGAGGUGCAGGACGCAGAGCUGAGGACUUUACUACAGAGUUCUGCAAGCCGUAAAACACAGAAGAAAAAGAAAAAGAAGGCCUCAAAGACAGCAGAGACCACAACUGGACAGCCAGCCGAGGAAACAGAAGCUGCGGAAUAAAUAAAUACUGCCUUUCCAAACACGGAAGACCCCAAAGAGAAGCAAGAGAACACGACAAAUUGCCCCAAACUCUCUGCCCGUUACACACAUUUUCUUUACGUAAAUUUAACCGAAGAAUUUUAGAUCCUACAUGGAUGCUUAACCCUUUACUGCACUAUUGCAAAGUACUGUGUUGCUUUUUCUUCUCUAACCUCAGUAGGAAAUAAAGGAUAUUUGCAAAUAGUUUUACGUCUUUGCAAAGACUUGUUGCCCAAUGGUAUGUGAGCGACUGGUGAUUUUUUGAUGGUUUGUUUUUUAAUAUUUUGUCCUCUUUGGUUUUAUUCUAUGCAUCUGAACAUUUAAACUGACUCUUAUAGUGGGCAUUAAUGAGACCGGAUCAGACUUUAUAUUCCAACAUCCAACCAGGAUUAUUGGAUGACACCAACAGAAACGUGAAUCAGAUUUUUAAACUUAGUCUUCCUUUGUCUAUGAAUGGGAGGUUCAACUGAUUUGUCACACGUUUCUCUUUUGCCCCAAAGUUACAAAAAGUCAUGUAAACAUGUUUGUAUGUAAACAAAUAAUCAUUGUUAUAAUGAAAUAUUUGGAUAUUUUAUUGGAAGGUUUAUGAGCUCACAUAGGUGAUGACAAGUUUAGUCCUCCAGUUUAUUGUGAAUAAAAAAAUAUUUUUUAUUAACUACAUUAUGCAGUAAAGGGUUAAAUUGUCAAUUCAAACAAAACCAUAUCGACACAUGACAGUGAAUUCAUUGAUUGUAAUUGAAAAGAUGACUUUUGUGUCAGAGUUAAUGUAGUGAGGGUUAUUGGUUACUAUUCUAUCAUCGAGGCCUGACACUUCUUUGAUGAAAACUACAAUGUUUCCACCUCUUGACUCUCAACACAAGGCAUUAACCUGAGCACAAGACUGUGAUACUUGUAAGUAAACAAGCAAAAAACAUACCAUAUCAGUUUGACGUUGGGGAUCAAAACUGCUAUAUUUACUGCCAUCUUGAAUUUUAUGAAAAGAAAUCUGUACGUUCCAGGUUUGAAAACGUUUUUUCUACUUGUGACAUCUAAUUUCUUUACUACUUCAUAAGCCUUGUGAAGAGUGAAAACUGAAGUGGGCCAACUUCAAAGGUUUUAUGGGCCUCUUCAGUGGACUGUUAAGAUCAUUUCAGGACUGAGUUUUAUUUGGAGGUCUGGGUCAGGUCUUUCAACAGUUAAUACUGCUUUGUAGCUCAAUCAGUGGGCAAUAAACAUUUACAUCUAAGGAAAUAAAAGUUUUUUCAUACA
Messenger RNA from Eleginops maclovinus (Patagonian blennie), 2552 nucleotides. RefSeq names its product proliferation-associated 2G4, a (gene pa2g4a). The transcript is spliced from 13 exons. NCBI's taxonomy places the organism in Eukaryota, Metazoa, Chordata, Actinopteri, Perciformes, Eleginopidae. Bases 111 to 1286 code for a protein of 391 amino acids. The record is from RefSeq and is a predicted model, not a curated record.